Molecule: messenger RNA, 1455 nt
Organism: Lactuca saligna
Lineage: Eukaryota; Viridiplantae; Streptophyta; Magnoliopsida; Asterales; Asteraceae
Source: the annotation of a GenBank genome assembly
AUGUUCUUCUCAAAAAGUAAUAGCUUAGCGAGGAUUCUUCACCUCCUGUGUUUUUGUUUCUCUCUGACCAUUAAUCUCUCAUCUGAAGCCAACAUCAUAUCUUCAAGCCAGUCUCUAUCUGGAGACCACACAAUCAUAUCCCAAGGUGGAAAGUUUGAGCUUGGUUUCUUCAAAGCAGGUAACUCUUCCAAGUAUUACAUAGGCAUAUGGUAUUAUAAGAAGCUCCAUUUCAAUCUUCACACCAUAGUUUGGGUGGCAAACAGAGAAACACCCAUCUCUGAUAGAUUCCGUUCAGAAUUAAAAAUCAUUGAUGGUAAUUUGGUGCUCUUGAAUGAAUCCAAGUUGCAGAUUUGGUCCACAAAUGUCACAACCACCACCACCACCACUUUGAACUCUGCAACAGCUGUUAUUCUUGAUAAUGGUAACUUAGUUUUGAGAGACUCCGGUUCAAAUUCAAUUGAACCUUUUUGGCAAAGUUUUGAUCACCCAACUCAUACUUGGUUGCCUGGUGCUAAACUUGUUUAUGAUAAUAAAGAGAAUAAGAGUCGGCUGCUUACAUCAUGGAAAAGUUAUGAAGAUCCUGCUGUAGGGCUGUUUUCUCUUGAGCUUCACUCGUCUACUAAAGAGUACGUAAGUAAAUGGAAUGGGUCCCAGCAAUAUUGGACAAGUGGGUCUUGGAAUGGGAAAAUAUUUGACUUGGUGCCUGAAAUGAGUUAUGCUUACAUUUAUAAUUUCAGCUACCAUAUGAAUGAGAAUGAGAGUUCUUUCACUUAUUCUCUGUAUAAUCCUGCCAUUAUAUCUAGAUUAGUAUUGGAUGUCUCUGGUCAACUUCAGCAACAAGUAUGGUCGGAAUCUACAGCAGAGUGGGCUAUGUUUUGGUCUAAACCAAAAGAAGUGUGUGACAUCUAUGGUUUAUGUGGGGCUUUUGGUACUUGCAGACAGACUGAAUUUCCAUUAUGUAAUUGCUUGACUGCUUUCGAGCCAAGAUCAGAGAGUGAUUGGAAUCAGAGUGACUUCUCCGGUGGGUGUGUGAGAAAAACUGAUUUGCAGUGUGGAAGAAUUGAAGAAAAGCCUGAUUUUAUCAUGAUUACAGUGAAGAAACUGCCUCCACAUAACUCUGUGGCAUUUGGGAGUGCUGGAGAAUGUGGUACAACCUGUUUGAACAAUUGCUCCUGUAAUGCUUAUGCUUUUGUCGAUAAUCAGUGUUUGGUUUGGCAUGGAGAUCUCUUGAACCUCUUGGAAGAUGGUAGAGGGAAAACAAUGUAUGUCAAAGUUGCUUCUAAAGAUCUUCCACAUCAUAAGAAGAGUAAUCUGGUCACCAUGGGAGCUGUUGUUGUGUGCAUGGCAGGUGUGGUUUUGGUCUGGGGUUGCCUUGUGAAGACUCAAAAAGUACGUUCUUCCCUAGUUUGGUUGCGGAUGUUCUUGUUGGGGGAGGUGAUAUCCUUAGGUUGCUAG